Messenger RNA from Salmo salar (Atlantic salmon), 7598 nucleotides. Its product is annotated as SLIT-ROBO Rho GTPase-activating protein 1. Gene Ontology annotation, biological process: signal transduction. Gene Ontology annotation, molecular function: protein binding. The record is from RefSeq and is a predicted model, not a curated record. NCBI's taxonomy places the organism in Eukaryota, Metazoa, Chordata, Actinopteri, Salmoniformes, Salmonidae.
GUCUGUGGCAGCUGUGCGGCAGUCUGUUUUGUCUGGGAAAAACGAAGCAAAUGACCGGGGAAACUAGAGAGCACCAAAAGAACGAUAUAUAUAUAUAUAGGACACGUGACGUACAGUUGCCGUGUACUACCUUGGUGCCGCGUGCAAUAAAACCGCGCUCCUUCUCACCACAUUGAAGAUUUAUACUUAUCGGAUUAUUAAAGGUUAUGCAGUUGCAUCGACUCGACAUCUCCGCUCUGCCUGGCCUGGCAUUGCCAGCAGUUAUCUGUGAUUUCAUUGAUUGAUAUCAGGAUUUCGUGUUGGCCUCCUUUUCUAGGACUUCUCGUGUAGAAGGAGAACAAUGGACUGAACGUUUUCUUGAAUAGCUACUUUACAAGGGAAUAACUCUCAUUUGAAAGUUGGCGCUGAGUUUUCGUGACUAGAAAUAGUUUGGUAGGGGAACACUACUCAAUCUGUGUGAUGCUUCGGAUGUAAUAGGUGUGGAGCAAGACGAGCCUUUUAAUAGUUUAAUUUCCUAACCACUCUGAAUCGACCCGAACAUGUCUAAUACAAAGUUCAAAAAGGAUAAAGAAAUCAUUGCUGAUUACGAGAGUCAAGUUAAAGAGAUCCGUGCCCAGCUGGUGGAUCAGCAGAAAUGCCUGGACCAGCAGACAGAGAUGAGGGUGCAACUUCUCCAGGACCUGCAGGACUUCUUCAGGAAGAAGUCAGAGAUUGAGAUGGAGUACUCCAGGAACCUGGAGAAACUGGCAGAGAGGUUCAUGGCUAAGACUCGGAGCACCAAGGACCACCAGCAGUACAAGAAGGACCAGAACCUGCUGUCCCCGGUUAACUGCUGGUACCUGUUGCUGAACCAGGUGAGGAGGGAGAGCAAGGACCACGCCACCCUCAGUGACAUCUACCUGAACAACGUCAUCAUGCGCUUCAUGCAGAUCAGCGAGGACUCCACACGCCUGCUCAAGAAGAGUAAGGAGAUAACGUUUCAGCUUCAGGAAGACUUGAUGAAGGUCCUCAACGAGCUCUACACUGUGAUGAAGACUUACCACAUGUACCACACGGAGAGCAUUAGUGCAGAGAGCAAGCUGAAGGAGGCGGAGAAGCAGGAGGAGAAGCAGAUCGGCCGGGCCGAGCCCGUCUUCAGCUACCGCCUGGAAGACAAGCACCAGAGACGCAGCUCCGUCAAGAAGAUUGAGAAGAUGAAGGAAAAGCGCCAGGCCAAGUACUCAGAGAAUAAGCUGAAGUCAAUCAAAGCACGGAACGAGUACCUGCUGACACUGGAAGCGACAAAUUCCUCCGUCUUCAAGUACUACAUCCACGACUUGUCUGAUUUAAUUGACUGCUGUGAUCUGGGCUACCACGCCAGCCUGAACCGUGCCCUGCGGACCUACCUAUCGGCUGAGUACAACCUGGAGACAAGUCGCCACGAGGGCCUAGACAUCAUCGAGAACGCCGUGGACAGUCUGGACCCCCGCAGCGACCGCCAGCGCUUCAUGGAGUUGUACCCCACAGCCUUCUGCCCGCCCAUCAAGUUCCAGUUCCAGCCCCACAUGGGCGAUGAGGUGUGCCAGAUCGCGAUGCAGCCGCCGGUGAGCGGAGAGCUGAUGUUGAGGUUCCAGCAGCUACAGUCCCGCCUGGCCACUCUGAACAUCGAGAACGAGGAGAUCAAGAAGACGUCAGAGGCCACCCUGACGACCAUCCAGGACAUGGUGACCAUCGAGGACUACGACGUCUCUGAGUGUUUCCACCACAGCCGCUCCACCGAGUCGGUGAAGUCCACCGUGUCGGAGACCUACCUCAGCAAGCCCAGCAUCGCCAAACGGAGGGCCAACCAGCAGGAGACAGAGCAGUUCUACUUCAUGAAAUUCCGGGAGUUUCUGGAGGGCAGCAAUCUCAUCUCCAAACUGCAGGCCAAGCACGACCUACUGAAGAGGACUCUGGGAGAAGGUCACCAAGGGGACUAUAUGACUACAAGGCCUCCCAAUGUGCCGCCCAAACCUCACAGUGGCACAAAUAGGAGGGCUAGGCCCCGCUCGGUCUUUAACGUUAAGUUGUUUAAUGGCAAUCUGGAGUCCUUUGUCAAGGACUCUGGACAAGCGAUUCCCCGUGUGGUGGAGAGCUGUAUUCGAUUCAUCAAUCUCUAUGGCCUUCAACAUCAAGGGAUAUUCCGUGUGUCCGGGUCUCAGAUGGAAAUCAAUGACAUCAAGAACUCAUUCGAGAGAGGUAACGACCCACUGACAGAUGAAGAGAACAACCACGACAUCAACUCGGUUGCCGGGGUUCUUAAACUCUACUUCCGGGGCCUGGAGAAAUCCCUCUUGCCCAAGGAAAGAUUUAACGACCUCCUCUCCUGCGUCAGAAUAGAGAACCUGUAUGAGAGGUCCCUGUACAUCCGUAAGAUUCUCCUGACCGCCGUGCCCAGAUCCAUCUUUAUCGUGAUGCGCUACCUUUUUGCCUUUCUCAAUCACCUGUCCCAGUACAGCGAUGAGAACAUGAUGGACCCCUAUAACCUGGCCAUCUGCUUCGGGCCCACCCUCAUGCCCACACCCAACAUCGAGGACCAGGUGUUGUGCCAGGCACACGUCAACGAGAUCAUCAAGACCAUCAUCAUCCACCACGAAACCAUCUUCCCCGACACCAAGGAGCUGGACGGGCCCGUCUACGAGAAAUGCAUGGCCGGGGAAGACUACUGUGAGAGUCCCUACAGUGAGCAUGGGGCCAUAGAGGAGGUGGACAAUGAGGGAGGCACUGAGACGCAUACCAGCGAGGACGAGGGCGAGCCCAUCGAAGCGAUUGCCAAGUUUGACUACGUGGGGCGUUCUGCCCGAGAGCUGUGCUUCAAGAAGGGCGCCUCCCUGCUGCUGUACCAGCGGGCAUCGGACGACUGGUGGGAGGGACGGCACAACGGCAUCGACGGCCUGGUACCUCACCAGUACAUCGUGGUGCAGGACAUGGAUGAUCAUUUCUCAGACACGCUUAGUCAGAAGGCUGACAGUGAGGCCAGCAGCGGCCAUGGAGCUGAGGACAAGUGUUCAGGAAAAGACAUGAGCUCUCCUACGGACACCAGGAUCACUGACGCCUACAUUGGCAGCAGGCAUAAGAAGAGGACGGAGCCCCCCUCCCGCCGCCCCCCGGCGCGCCCCAAUGAUGUCAACUGCAUGGUGCACCCCUCCCAGCAGACCCAAGGGGGCCAGGCUCACACACCUGAGAUGGGCUCCCCAGUUCUGGGUCACUCCUUCAGCCCCCGGGACCUGCUGCGGAGCCGCAACCAUGGCCAGCUUCCCAUGGACAGCCCCGAGCACCGGCGCCGAACAGGCCACGGCAGCCUGACCAACAUCAGCCGCCACGAGUCACUGAAGAAGAUGGAGAGCCCGCCCAUUCGACGCUCCACAAGCUCGGGCCAGUACACGGCCGUGUUCCAGGACUCCCACCCGCACGGUGGUGGCAAGCCCCUUGAUCCGGAGACCAUUGCACAGGACAUAGAGGAGACGAUGAACACGGCGCUGAACGAGCUGCGUGAGCUGGAGAGGCAGAGUUCGGCCAAGCACGCUCCCGAUGUUGUGCUGGACACCCUGGAGCAGAGGCAGUCGACCGGGGGCCCCACCCCAGCCAGCUCCAGCGAGUCCCUCAGCCCCCUCCACAACAUCCUUCUGAGGGCCCAGACCGGCGAGGCCGGGGGGCCCCAGAUGCGCCGCAGCACCAGCUCUUCCAGCGACACCAUGAGCACCUUCAAGCCCGUAGUGGUACCCUGUAUGGGGGUGCAUCUUAAGCCGCCUGCCCUGAGGCCCAAGCCCCUGGUGCUGCCCAAGACGGGCCCGGCUCAUCCCCCCCCCUGUGCACCCUCCCCAAGACCCCCUGGACAAGUCAUGCACCAUGUGAACUUUGAACUCUGGGAUGGGAACAUGGACCAACAGGAGAGGGUCUCUGACUACAUAUAGUAGCAACAUGUUAUCAUUGUCUAUAGAUAAUAAUAAUAAUAGUAACAAUAUUGUGUAAGACGGUAUAAGAACAGUCCAUUGCCUGGACAUUGAGGAUACUGUAGUUGUUUGCUUUGUGAGAAAGAUGUGUUUUCUUGUGUCAAAGUUAACCAGUGUCCAGUAAGUUAACCACAUUUAUUAACAAUGAAAACAGGAACAUUCUCAGGUCUGCUAGACAGACUGAACUACCACAAGGAAAGGGGCAUGUUUCAGUGUGACUAACUAUUUAACAGACAAAUAAUCGUCAAGAUCCAUAUGGAAAAUACUGUAGAAUCUGCUGAAAUGCCUAGCAUCGCUAGAUAAGUCAACUUUUUCUUCUUGAUCAUUACUGUAUACAGAACAACAAAUCACGAGGCUUCCUUUGAGGUUAGAGAAACGAGUCUGGUAGUUUACAAAAAACUAGAGAACUACAAAAUAAUGAACGCUAAAGAAACAAAGUAGUGCACGUUGCAAUUCUGUUUUGUUUACUACUCAGCCAGGGGAACUAUGGGAAAUGUAGUCCGUGUCAGCUGAACCUGACUAUGGUUUGCUUCUCACUUAGAUGGACAACGCUUAGAUUUAGAGUACUGAUCGUAAGGCUUUACUGCCACUCAGAAAUAUAAGCUGUCAAUAGUGAAAGCUGUUGGAAGUUUGGAUGUAGCUAAUGUUUUAUAGCUGAGACUGAAGCAGGGAGGGCAAGAGUCCAGAUAUGUGUGUGAUCAUAAGGAUGCACUCUCACAUACAGUUUUGGCCAAAUAUAUUAGCACCCUUGCACUUUUCUGAAAUAAUUCCCUAUUUCUUCUCAAAUAAAUUGCAAUUGGAAAAAAACUUUGGUCUCCACAUCUUAUUGAAUUUUCAACAUUGCAGAACAUAUUUUAUUUUUGUAAACUUUAUUUUCUAAAUUAUAUUUGUAAACUUAAGACAAAUGGCCUGGGCAAAAUUAUUGGUACCCAGGAGCUAGUACUUAUGCUGUGGGGUUGCUUUGCUGCCUCUGGUACUGGGGCCUUGAACGUUUGCAAGACAUCAUCAAUCAUGAAAUCAGCAGAUUAUCAAGGUAUUGUGGAGUUUAAUGUUCAACCCAGUGUCCAAAAAGUGUGUCUUUGUUUAAGGUUGUGGGUCUUCCAGCAGGACAACAAUGCAAAACACACGUCAAAAGCACCCUGAAAUGGUUCAAGAAGAAACGCUGAACUGUUCUGGAGUGGCCAGCGAGGAGUUCAGAUCUGAAUCACAUCCAUAACCUAUGGAGGAAUCUGAAAACAACAGUUGGUGGAGGGCACCCUCAAACAUGGAAGAAUUAGAGCAGUUUGCUGCAGAAAAGUGGGCCAAAUUGCCAGUUGAAAGGUACAGCAAGCUCACUGAUGGCUCCAAGAAGCAUUUAUUUGAAGUUAUCUUGGCCAAAGGCUGUGUAACCAAGUUCAAGCUCUGGGGUGCUAAUCAUUUUGUCCAUGCCAUUUUUCUUUAUUUUCUCAAAUUGUAAACUUAAGUUCACAAAUAUAAAAUUGGUUCUGCAAUGUUGAAAAUCCAAUAAGGAGUGGAGACCAGUUUAUUUAUUUUUUAAGUUUCUACUUAUUUGUGAAGAAAUAGGGAAUUAUUUAAGAAAAGUGCAAAGGUGCCAAUGUAUAUUGCUGCAACUGUAUAUAAUAUAUAAUUGGACAGUAGAUGAUGAGAUGUUUAUUUUGUUUAUUUGGUGCACUUGGCAACAACAAAUGAACUGGAUACACUUUUGUCAAGGACUAGGCUGCACCUCCCAAAAGAUGUUAUGAGAUGUUACAAGAUUGCCUACAUGUUGAUUUUAUAUGGCUUUAAUGUUAUCGCAGCAUCAUAGUUCUAAACAAGGUCUGGAAGGAGACGAGGUUACAACCACUGUGAAAUAUUACCCGUUCUGGAAAUCCUGUGAAUGUUUAUAUACUCUUGAAGACCUGUGUCGAACCUUCGUUGGCUUUUUGUCUUUAGAUUCAAGGGGAGUGGUUGAGAAUGGUUUGCAUAUAAAACAGAGUAUCGAAAACACACCAGAGCUUGGUUUACAACAACACACAAUGUCUGGCUUUCUCUGUCCAAAGACGACAUAUACUUUUACAGCAUGGAUGUUUGUUUCUCUCUCUCCCUCCUUCUGCAAUGUAAACAUUCUUUUAGACUCCCUAAACUCAUGGCAGUAAACUCCCAAAGACGGAAUGCUGGACUGACUGUUGCUGCAAAAGACCCAUUUUGUUUAUACUGCUUCUUGUCAGUGUUUUAGGAGCUUUAUAUCCCAUCCCCAUAGCCCCUUCUGACCUGUAGGCUAAUCCUUGUGUUGUGGAUGGGGAGAUGGGCCGGUCCAUUACGUUGUGGGGGAGAUGUGACUGAUGUUUAGAUUCUCCAUCAGGACUUUGUUAGUACAUUUAGGUUAUAAACCCCCUUUUGAAUGAUUGAUGUGUGCCAGAUCCCAGCUGUAUAGAGGAGCAGACGCAGCACAUGUGGACGUGGGGAAUGCAUAUUCACAUGUUCACUGAAGACCAUGUCACAUGAUGUGGGUGUCAGUGUGAAGGCUGCUGAGGGGACGACGGCUCAUAAUGUAUGGAAUGGAGUAUAAUCUAGUGAAUGGAAACCAUGUGUUUGAUACCAUUCCCUUCACUCCAUUCCUGCCAUUAUUAUGUGCUGUCCUCCCCUCAGCAGCCUCCACUGGUGGGUGCAUGUGACAACUAACUGGCCUCCUCAUACUGUAACUGUGUGUUCUCCUGUGACAGUGCCCUCUAUGGGUCACUUUUAAAGGUGCUGUGUAGCUGAAGACAAGAGACUGAUGGGUGCAUGUGUUGGGAAGCUUGCAUCUGGUUAAAGAACAAGGACUCCAAAAAGCAUUGUCUCAAGUUUGCAAUAAGCAAUGUUUUCCUUGGCAUACAACUGCAACGGGUUUAUUUUUGUCUGUUGCCAAAAUGUCAUGUAUAUUAAAAGUGAAUUUGAUUUGAAUUCUAGAUUACUAACCCUUUCUGGAUUUUGUAAUCAUUUUUGUUUAAGAUUUUGUUUGUUAGAAUUUAAUGGGAUUUUUAGAACAAAGGUUGUAGAAAUUCAAAGGUCCAAAGAACAGAGCCACGGAAUUUGCAGGUGUCCCACCCAAACUUCGGUCGUAUUCAUCAGACACCAAACGGAAGAAAACUAACAAACAGGGAGGGACUACCCCAAUAAGAAACGCUCAUUUUGUUUUCCGUUUUGCAACAGUGUCCUAAUGAACAUGAGCCUGUUGUAAUCUGAGUUGUCUUUCUAUAUGCCAUUAUGCACAGUUAGCAGUGAAGUCCUGCCUGUUGACUGUUGCUUUGUGUCCAUGUACAUCUGUAGUAUGUACACAUGAAAGUGCCUUAGUUCAUAGUUUCUCUAAAACAUUUUCAAUGUUCUGUACUGUUGCAUUCUUAUUUCAGACCCUGUGUUAUGAGCAAGUGGAGUAGGAAGUGAGACAUGAAUUAAUAAGCGACGUCUUGCUUCUCAAUAUCUGCGGUGCUGCUCGUGGCAACGUCAUUUUGCGGAGUCUACCUUUAAUAAUAAAGAUACUGCUUAUCCAUUGUGACAUUGCACAGAACUGUAUAUUUGGCAUGUAACAUCUUAACAACUUUUAGAGCUCUGAGGGCUGUUCCUCAAGGGUUUUUCUGUCUAAUAAAGGAAAUACACUGAACAACAAUA